AUGAAUACCUUCACGUUACCAGACAUCAGUACGCUCCCCGCACUCCGGCAUUCGGAUUGCAACCAGAUCCUCGAUACACUCUUCGAGCCUUCCAAACACUUACAUUCUCUCACGGAAUCACUACUUCUUCAGCAGAAAUGCAUUUCAUACGAAGCCUUGAUCGACCUGGUCAGGGCAAGGCUCAUCUCUCUCGCUUCCUCCAAAGCGCCUGACGACCGAACUGUACUCCUGGAUAUUCUAGGCUCGCACCCACGACUUGGGGAGAAAGCAUCGGAAGAGCGGCCUCUGAGCGAAUUUAGCAAGGCGGAACAGGCGAACCUGAGCAUGGCGGGGCAACAUGGAACGGCUCAGCAUCUGAGCCUGUUGAAUCGCGAAUACGAGGAGAAGUUCCCAGGUUUGAGAUAUGUCACUUUCGUAAAUGGUCGCGGCAGAGACAUGAUCAUGGAGGAAAUGCGCCGGCGGAUCGAGCGGGGUGAUAUUGAGCUGGAGAUAAUGGAAACUAUACAGGUGAGUCUCUGGAUAUGUUCCCAAAAUCAUCAUGCGCGUUUCUUUUGUGGGGAGUCUUCUUGA
Molecule: messenger RNA, 570 nt
Organism: Coccidioides posadasii C735 delta SOWgp
Lineage: Eukaryota; Fungi; Ascomycota; Eurotiomycetes; Onygenales; Onygenaceae
Source: RefSeq, a predicted model, not a curated record